CAACACACAACACCAUUCACUUGGUGCUGCCGUCUUUCAUCAGCCGCCUGCUUUGACAGGAUCCCCGGCAUCAUUUGGCGGCCAUUUCGAUUGCCAAUCACAUUGGCAUCAUCGAGUCUUCUCUUCUUUUUCACCUUUUCCAUUGUCAGGCGCGUCCGGUCGGGUUUCCACUCCGAGGCUGGCCAGACCGACCGCGCAAAUCUCCAGAAUCUCGUUCUCAGCCUGAACGACCCCCGGCCAUCACAGCUACGACGCGACAAACGACGCGCCAAAGCCAGAGUGGGAUGCGCAUGGCUGCGAUCUAAUUCAGCUCAUCUGCGUCAUAAACCGACCGCAUCGACCUUCCGCGCUCCCGUCUUUUCGUCUUCUUUCGCUUCACGCAAGCUUAGCCCUGGACGAGCGACAUCAUGGAACAGCAAUCUAAGAAGCGAAGCAUCUUCGGAUUUACGGGGCUGUUUCGCAGCUCCGCAGCUCCUGCAGACAACCGUGAUGACAAGAUGGAUGCAUCCACUAAGCCUGUUGCGCCUGCAUCGGCGCAACGCGAAUCCAACACCGCGUCCGCGCCGCACAGCCCGAUGAAGCGCGCCUCCGAGACCCAGCUCGCAUCUCGGAGAAUUAUCGGUCGGCCUCAGGGUCCAUCAAGCAAACUAUCUCAAAGUAUCUCCGCGUCGGAUAUCGCGCACAGGCCGUCUAGCCUGGUUGUCGGACCCCCCAGGCGGAUGCCCGGCGACAACCCCAACAAGCGGCCGCCAGCCGUGUCCGCAUCAGGCACGUCGCAUGCACCCUCCAACGUGAUCCCGAAAUCAACGAGUUUCUCUGGUGUCUCUUCCACACCCCGAAACAUAUUCCGGUCGUCGGCGCUCUACUCGCGGCCGGGACAACAGACUUUCUCCUCCCGGGUUCCCGCCAACACGCUGACCCAGAGCUUCCCGCCGACGACCCCCGGAAAGCCCCCUCAUGGAUCGACCCCCGAUGUCAAUGGCCGCAUUCUUGCAAACACGUCGUCCACCGAGUUAUUCAAAAUGCGUAUCCCGUCGCCACCCCGGCACCUCACCGGCGAGGUGUUGGCCAAAGAAGUACCCGAUGACCCGAACCGAUCGGGUUCCAUCUACGCGGACGAGUUUCUCGCGCAUUACUGCCCGCCUGAUUUCGAUGAUUACCAGAGGCGUCAGUUCUUCUGCAUCCUUGACCUGCGACGGCUGAAAUACGCCGCAGAUGAGGUCUUUACUAAGAAGGACUGGAAGAUCAAUAUCCUCAACUUUGCCAAAGAGUACGAGAAGAGUCGCAGCUUGAUUAUGCUGCGAUAUGGUCUGUACGAGUUCAAAACAGUCAGGGCAUCCGAGGCAGUCAAGAAGGAGUGGAAGCAGAAGCACGGGAUUCCCGAGUCGGACGACGAGUCCGGAGCUGCACCCAAGACCAAUGGAACGUCCAAGAGGAAGGCCGAGGAGGAGCUGACACCCGAAAGCAAUACCCUGACGGCAUCCAUUUCGGGUGCCAACAAGCGUCCCCGUGCACCAGAAUCCCCGGCCAAGAACAAGCGUAAAGCUGACGUCGAGCCGGACGAGAACCAGCCGGCCAAGCUUCAGAAACCCGCACCUUCCUCCGCUACCAAGUCCGUGUUCGAGAGCAUCGCCAACAAGGACCAACCGGCUUCGGGCGCUGCCGCCAAGCCCGCCGGUAAGAGCCUGUUUGCUUCGAGCAUGGCGUCGAAACCCAACGGCUCCCUCGGCUCAUCUAUUUUCGGCACUACGCCCAAACCUACCAGCACUACUGGCAACAUCUUUGGUCAUCUCUCUGACGGGAGCAAGGGCAGCGGCAAUGACGGUGCCGAUGAAGAGAGCGACUCGAGCUCCGAGGCGGAGGAACAAGAAUCGGAGGCUCAGGAUGUCAGUCAGAGCGAUGAGGCCGCGGCAAGCGGCGGCACGUCGACGCCGCAGCUCCUCGAGACCAAGAAGCCGACCACGAACGGCAUCUCGAGUGCCUCCUCGGACGCCGGAGAGAGCAGUCAGGGCCGCAGCAUUUUCGACCGCAUCACAAGAGACCCCGCUGGCCAGCCGGUGAGGAAGCUGACUCCUGGCGACGGAAACCUGUUUGCCGCGCCUUCCGAUAAGGAACGUACUUCGUUCGGCGGCGGCUCGUCAUCGGGACCUGUGUUUACCUUCGGAGCGUCGUCUCAGCCCAGCAGUGCUCCUAUCUUUUCGCAGAAUCCCCCUGCAGCGCAAUCCAUCUUUGGCAACAGCCUAGCUCCCGGCGGGGGGACCUCAACAGGUACUAAUUCCCCUUUUACGUUCGGUGGAGCUUCAAGUCUGGCGACCACGCCGGCGGCCACCACUCCUGAGCCGUCUGCCAAUGCUGAAGAUGGUCAAGGAACAAACGCUGACGGGGAUGACGCACCACAGGAGCAAAUCUCGCUAACCGGCGGCGGCCCGGGAGAGGAGGACGAAUCCGUCGUCCAUGAAGUACGAGCCAAGGCGGUAAAACUCGUCACGGGUUCUGAUUCUGACGACGACUCGGGCUCCAACGCCGAUAAGGCGAAGAAGAAUAAGAGCCCCUGGAAGGUUCAGGGCGUCGGUCCGCUGCGGCUCCUCAAGAACAAGACGACGGGCGCGGUGCGGAUGCUGCUGCGCGCCGAACCGCGCGGCCAUGUUGCGCUUAACAAGGCGAUUCUGCCGGACUUCAACUACAAGGCGGAAGCCAAGUACGUCAAGGUGACGACCGCCACGGACGACGGCAAGGGCCUAGAGACGUGGAUGCUCCAGGUUAAGACGCCCGCUUCGGCGCAGGCCCUUGCCGAGGCUCUGGAGGAGCACAAGAAGGCAAACAAGAAGUGAAAUGGGGGGUGUAUAGUUGCAUUGAGGAUUGAGAAGGGGAUCUCGGUCCGGGCUAUUUGAUGGUUUAGGCAGGGCAAGCUGGGGUAUAUACAAGGUAAGGUAUCAUUAAUCGGCUUCUGCAUUAGAUGGUUUGUGCAGGGUGUUAUUCUGGGAAGCAUAGCAUUGCUUUUUUACUGUUUGGAUUAUUGGGACGAGGGCCCGUUUGCUGCUUCUGCUGCUUUUUGCUGGCCUGCUCGGAAGAAAGGAGAAGUCCAGACCCCUGAAUGUUCCCGGAAUCUUGAUGAGAGUUUCUGGGGAGGAUGGCUGUAUCUGUGGUAUACAGAGGUUAUUCCUGGGCCGGGUUGAGGGGUGCGGAAGAGAUUGUCAUAUGCGCGCAAAUGGAAGGAUGCCUACGUGGCUUUUGAUG
Messenger RNA from Thermothelomyces thermophilus ATCC 42464, 3237 nucleotides. RefSeq lists its product as uncharacterized. NCBI's taxonomy places the organism in Eukaryota, Fungi, Ascomycota, Sordariomycetes, Sordariales, Chaetomiaceae. Bases 408 to 2831 code for a protein of 807 amino acids. The record is from RefSeq and is a predicted model, not a curated record. Gene Ontology annotation, biological process: intracellular transport. The transcript is spliced from 3 exons.